Messenger RNA from Mucor mucedo, 811 nucleotides. RefSeq lists its product as uncharacterized. The transcript has 2 exons. The coding region runs from base 183 to 656 and encodes 157 amino acids. NCBI's taxonomy places the organism in Eukaryota, Fungi, Mucoromycota, Mucoromycetes, Mucorales, Mucoraceae. The record is from RefSeq and is a predicted model, not a curated record.
UCAUAUUUUAAUUCAAUAUACUUCAAGUAGAAUCUUGGCUAAAGAAGAGAGAAAAAAAACAAAAAAAAAAGCUGGAUAAUUCUUAAUUUGGAAAUUAUUUUUUUUAAAAAGAAAAUGAUUGACUUUACUCUUUGUUCUUUCUUCUUCUUUCAGCUUAAGAAAAAAAAAAGAUUUUCAGAUCAAUGUCCAACAAACGUAGCCGAAACUCUUCCCCAGAACCCACCGAGUCAGCACAAAAGCGUGUGUGCGAUCAAAGCAAUAGCACUGGGUUAUUGUCUGAAUUAUCUCAAGUACUUAACACAAUCAAAUCAACACCUUCUUCAGGUGAAAUCUCUGCUGAGGUAAUGGAGACAUUUAAGAUUCUUUUACUGGAGAUCGAUCACUUGUCAGCUGAUGAAUCUAACGUGGAAGCAAAACAAAUGAAGCAAGAGAGUGAGGCUUGCUUAGAAAACUGGUUCGAUGAUUUGCUUGCUCGAUGUGAGGCUGACGGUGAAUUAAACUUGCAAGAUCUGGAAAGUCUAUGCGAUAGUGAAGACGACGAUGGUGAUUCUAUUGCCUAUGCAAUGGCGCAAGAAGAUGAAGACGAUGAAGAAAUUAUCAUUGUCGAUGACGAAGGCUCUGAAGUCGGCACUUCUCAAGCCCUUGCCGUUUUAUAAUGCUUCGCUAUCUGUAUUAUUAUUUUAUUAUUGUUCAUCUUCCUUUUUAUAUUUCUCUCAAUUUCUUUUUUUUCCUUUUUGCAGUAAUACCAUUCGCGUAUUGUUAGGCACCCCAACAAUAAACGGAAUACGCAGAAAGCACACAAUUCUAUUAU